This is a messenger RNA of Apus apus (common swift), 4520 nucleotides long. It is a transcript of the gene DCDC2, whose product is annotated as doublecortin domain containing 2. Lineage: Eukaryota; Metazoa; Chordata; Aves; Apodiformes; Apodidae. Bases 81 to 1595 code for a protein of 504 amino acids. The transcript has 10 exons. The record is from RefSeq and is a predicted model, not a curated record. Gene Ontology annotation, biological process: cilium assembly; regulation of cilium assembly; neuron migration. Gene Ontology annotation, cellular component: microtubule; axoneme; kinocilium.
GGUCUGUCGCGGCGGAGGCGGGAGGGAGCAGGUGCGGGCAGCGGGCCUGGGCCGCGCAGGAGGCCCGCAGCCCCCCCAGCAUGACCAGCCCUGGCGCGAAGGCGUCGUGGCUGUCGCAGCCGCUGGUGAAGAGCGUGCUGGUGUAUCGCAACGGGGACCCCUUCUUCCCGGGGCGCCGCAUCGUCAUCCACGAGAAGAAAGUGUCCAACUUCGAGGUCUUCCUGAAGGAGGUGACGGGCGGCGUGAAGGCACCUUUCGGGGCCGUGCGGAACAUCUACACCCCCCGGGGUGGGCACCGUGUCCGGCAGCUGGAGGAGCUGCAGAGCGGGGAGCAGUACGUGGCCGGUGGCAAGGAGGCCUUCAAGAAACUCAACUAUUUGGACAUAGGAGAAACAAAGAAAAAACCUGCUGAAGUCAGUAAUGAGGUCAAGCCAGUUACUCACAGUAGAAUCACUGUGUCAGCACGGUUUCGAAAACCACUCCAAGAGCCCUACACUAUUUUCCUGAUUGGCAAUGGAGACCUUAUUAGCCCUGUGGUACGCCUCCUCAUUCCCAGGAAAACACUGAAUCACUGGGAUCAUAUUCUUGAAAUGGUUACAGGAAAAGUUACCCUCAGAAGUGGAGCUGUUCACAGACUUUACACUUUGGAUGGAAAACUUGUUCAGGAUGGGUCAGACUUGGAGAACGGACAAAUUUAUGUUGCAGUGGGUAGAGAAAAGUUUAAGAAACUACCAUAUGGUGAUCUGCUGUGUGGCAAAUCUACAAUGAAAUGGCCACAAGGUUCUAAAGCCUCUGUAUUGCCUCCAAUUGUGGGAUCUCGAAAGUUUAAAGGCAGUGGAAGUGAUCGACAGUCUAAAUCUACUGUUGGAUCCAGUAAUCCAGGUGAAAACAGUUUCUCACCUCAGCCUCCUAAAGGGAAGGACAAAAAAAGGCAGAAUCCAGAGAAUUCUGUGUCCAGACGACACUUCUCUAGCAACUCUACAAAAGCAAAACAGCCAGUAAGAGUAACAACUUCCACAGGAGUCCUUCAAGAUAAUGGUGAAGAGAAUUACAAAGCCAGAGAAGAGCUGUCUGAAACGUGGGGAGCAGCUGAAGUGCAGGAAGAUGAAGAUACUCGUGUAGAAGUUCCUCUGGACCAGAGGCCAGCAGAAACUGUAGAUGAAGAAGAAAAUGCAGAAGAGGAAAAUGACAGGGGAGAGGAGGCAUAUAAAGGAGGGGAAGAAUAUCCAGAAGUGAAUGGAGAGGAAAGUGGUAAAACUGUUAAAAAAAGAAGUGAAGUGGAAGGAAACAAGAAGAAACAAAAUGAGAAUUAUGAAGAUGAAGCAAAAGAAACAGUGAAUGUUGACCAAGCAGAGGAAGAAGAACUUAACCACUUAAAUGGCAAGAAAAAUGAAGAAAAUGGUGGGGGAAUGGAGCACUUGAACUACCAAGGUGAUCUUCAGCCUGAAGAAGAAAUAAAAGAAGAGGAUCCUAAUGGUCAGAACAAGGUUGAUUCCCAUCUUGAAAAAACCUGCACAAAUCCAAGGGUGACUAUCACCAGCCCACAGGAAAGUGAAAAAAAUGACCAGAGCAAUGACUAUGCUGCAGUUGCAUAGAUAGAAAAAUGUGAUGAGCAGAAAAUGAAAGAUUAUAAUACUUUAAAUGUAAAGCAUGUUAUUUUUUGUGAUUGAUAACUUAGAAUGGGAAGAUAGGCUGAGUACCCACGUAUUGAGUCCUGAUGCUGCUGUAUAGAAUGAUGCAGAAAACAAACAUUAAUAGCUACUAAAAAGUACAUUGAAUUACUUUUACAUGCUGAGGUUUUUCAUUAGAUUUUGAGGAGGGAAAGACAAGAGUACUGUAUAGUAGUAUUGGAAAUAAAUUAACCAUGCUUUGGUUUGAAAUGGUUAGCAGUAAGCACUAGAAUAACAACAAAAUGACACUGUUUCAGAAAAGGAAAAAAACCCACCCAAAUUCAAUAUUAAAACUUUUUUGCAUAUUUGUUCAGAAGAGAGAAACAAUUUUUGACUUCUAAUGAGGACAUAUGUAGUUUUUCCUUUAAAAUUCCACACGAUAUAUAUGAUUUCCAGACAUGACAUUAAGUCAUAACUAGAAUUUUUUUGUCACUGAAUGGACUUAUGCCCACAAAAAAUGGUGUAUAAUGAGGUGUCAGUGCUAAUGUUACUAAAUAGUAGAUUUUCAACAUAUUAAUUAGAAUUGUUAGGUUUUGCAUUCAUAAAUAGCACUUAUUUAGCACUAGAAUGUAUGUAGAAAGGCUAUACUACUGCAACUUGUUCCCAUUUACAGCAAGUUUUGUUGAUUGUCCUGCACAGAUUCAGUGAACAAUGAAUUGUUAUCAAUAAUGAAGAGAAAAGGGAAAGAAGAGUAUGUAGCAGAUUAAUUACCAAAGUUGAGUUUGGGUGGAUUUGUAGUUCAGCCUAUGUAAAAUUUAAUUCAUUAAUGAAAAAAGAAAAUAGGCCUGGAUUCAUACUGAAAUUGCCAUGAGACCAUUGCUGCCAAUGGGGCCGUUUUACUAUGAAACAUUUUAGGAUGAAGCUGCCAGUUUUCUGUAAAAGUCAUCAAAAAUUGCUGCUUUUAUGAAUCCUUUAUGUAGCCUUAAUGUUUGGAAGUGUACCAUCAUGUUUUUGAGAAAGUUGGCUCCUGAUGGGCUGUGGCUUAAUUUGCAUUAGUAAAUAAGACAUUGAUCCACAGUAUUAGUUCUCUUAAUGAUGCCCUGAGCCUAACUGCAUUAAUUAUACAAAAGAAAUAGUGGGUUACCUUACCAUUAAUACUGGUAAAUUAGGACCACGAGAAACUAAAUAUCCUUUUUGUUGAUUUCAUGCCAUUAAGACAAAAAUUACUUUUAUGAACAAAUUGAACUUGGAGCACUGCUUGAGGAAUGUGAAGAACCAUUUGUCAUGACUGAAACUCCAAAAAAACAGCUUAACUUUUUCGACUCACUAUUAAAUAUAUUUUUCCAAAGGAGUAGAAAUACUCAAGAGAUCCGUCAGGAGGUUUCUGAGUAUUGGCAAUGAAAGUACAAAACCCAUAAUGUUAAAAAUCACAGGAACAACGUUAGAGCAGAACAUCUCUGAAUUGUCUGUGAUUCAUAUGUCAUUUGACAAAGAUCCGAGGGAAUGUUACAUUUGUGAUCAGUUCAAAAUAAGGUCCUACUUUAGCCAAGCUCUUAAGCAAAUAUGUAUGCUUUUUUAAUUUCAUACAGGAAUUAACCCUAUGUUCAAAUAUAUUAUAUUUCACUGGGACAUUUAAGAUGACAUUUAAAGUCUAGCAGAAGUAAAAACCAACCAACUCUCCCCUGCUCCCUGCAAAAGAAUGAAUAAAAUAAUUGUACAUGCCAGUGCUAAGAAAGGACAGACAGAAAUCCUCCAGAUACCAUUAUAGUUAAUCCUGCACUGGAAUAAUGUAUGCAGUAGCAUUAAAAGCCCUCAAACAAUACUCAAUCAGCCAGAGCAGGCAGCUCUGUCUCCUCAGGGAGCUUAGGGGAUUUACCUGCUGAACCUUCUGUGCAAAGCUGACCAAGGAAAAUGGCUAAUGCUGUGUCUUUGCUCACUUAGAGCUGAAUAGCUCAUGUGCUUACCAGUAAGCUUGGGCUUAAAUGUGCAGCUGAAUCAAGACAAGUAACAGUAAUCCUGUACUGACAUUACUAUGAACGGGUUCUUUCCUAGAAGUUAGUGGUGUAUGAAACACAGGACUCUACUUGCUGUCAUUUACUGCAGACUAAGACUUGAACAAGCUCUGAGAUGUUUUUCAUCCUCAAAAGUUUGAAGUUAAAUUGACAUGCAAAAAUAUCUGAUGGAGAUAUUUAAUUUGGAGAACAUUUGUCUAAAAAUGUUGUAUCUAGAAAUAAUAUUUAGAAGCAAUUGAGGGAUUUGUAUGGUGAUACUUUUCUCCCUUUGGUUUUUAUUUAUAGCUUCUGUUUGCCAACAGCUUCAGUAAUUUCUUCCCUUUUCCCCAAAUCUUUGUUGUCUUCUAUGCUUAAAAGACUUACAGAUGUCAAAAAGAGUAAUUUAAAAGCUUAAACUAAAUUCUAGGGAAGUGUAAGAUGAUUAUUUUCUGUCAUGGGAACGUGAAAUCCCAAUGAGUGUUAUUCAGCCUUUAAAAUGUUUUCCCUUCUGUUUUCUUGUCAAAGAGACAGGAUGUAAUUCUUCAGAAUAGAAAAUCAGACUUUGUGGAAAUAGAGAUAUAACCAUUUCCUAAUUCCCCUUACAACACUGAAAACAUAAAUGUUCUUAUUGGGUUCUUUUGUGGAGAUAAAAGGUUAUACAGAACAAAUAAAUCUGAUGUUAACAUAGAAAUUAAACAAGAAACAUACAGAUGGUCUUGCUAAUAGUUUUUCUGUCUGAAUUUGCCAUAUGUGAUGGCUUAACUCAGUUUUACAUUAAGAAAUACAUAAUUUUGUUCAGCUUAUAUGAUGUUAUUUUAUUAAGCUUAUAUGCAACAGUUCUGAGGUUUUUUUUAAGACUUGUUUUCUUUUGGUUUUAUUUUUAAAAAUAAUUUGCUAUUAAAGAGAACUAGCAUACAGA